Molecule: messenger RNA, 695 nt
Organism: Andrographis paniculata
Lineage: Eukaryota; Viridiplantae; Streptophyta; Magnoliopsida; Lamiales; Acanthaceae
Exons: 1
Coding region: 92-595 (167 amino acids)
Source: RefSeq, a predicted model, not a curated record
GCCAUCCAUCCACCCAAUAUCGAGCCCCCCCACUCUCACCCAUCAUUCAAUUCCAUCUUAAUUCUGAUUGCAGAAUUUCCGGCCACCAACGAUGAACAAUCUAUUCAGGCUUCAGCUCCACUGCUGCAACCACUCAUAUCUCAAAAUUAAUCCAUUACCAUCAAUCCCAAUAAAAUCCCCAAUUCCCUGUGCUGCUGCCGCGAAAUCCACCAGACGCCUCAAAUCCGAUGCGAUUUCAGCCGGAGAAUCAUCGCCGUCGCCGGUAAAUUGGUCGAGACGAAUGGUAAUGUUUGGGGCUGCGUCGUUGGUGUUCUUAAUCGGCGUCGACGACGACCACAGUAGUAAGGCAUUGGCUUUGGGCCCCGAAGGUCCUCUAAUGGAGGAAUUCUGGGACAACAUGAGGAGAUACGCACUCUAUGUGUUAACAGUCAGCACCGGCGCUCUCUACACUCUUCUUCAGCCCAUUGUCGAGCUCCUCAAAAACCCCAUCACUGCUCUUCUCAUCCUCGCCAUUUUCGGCGGGGGUUUCUACCUCGUCUCCCAAGUGGUAACUGCCAUGGUCGGCUUGUCCGAUUUUUCUUACGACUAUAAUUAGUAGAACUGUAGAAGAGAGAUAUAUGUCUGUGUCUGUCCUUGUUGUUUAAUUGGAUUGAAUUAAGCAGUUAUUACAGAACUUAAUUAUUAUUCACGACGAA